Molecule: messenger RNA, 2071 nt
Organism: [Torrubiella] hemipterigena
Lineage: Eukaryota; Fungi; Ascomycota; Sordariomycetes; Hypocreales; Clavicipitaceae
Source: the annotation of a GenBank genome assembly
UCUCACCCGCAGAGCCACAGCGCAGGAAAAGAAGCAAACAUCUGCCAAAAGAUGAGUUCAUGGCAAAUUGCCAGCCAAAAAGGGGGCGCGAUGCUAUUUCUGGAGAAUAAAACAUCCGUGCUCGCGUCACUUUCGUCAACUUGUCUCUGCCAGGCAAUUCGCGCACCUGCUUGACGAACGACGACAUAUAUCCAUAGCCCUGCCCUUGACUUUUCCUGGUUUGUGUGUGUCCAUAUACCAGGCGAGCAGUCAGUUAGAUUCAUCAUGUAUUCUUCUAUCGUCUUAGCGACGACGCUGCUGGCGUCGCUCAGCGCUGCGUCUAUCUGCGUGGAAAAGACUACAGAUCUUCCUGAGGGCUGGACUCAGCUUCAGGAUACUGUCAACCCGGACUCGACGGUGCAAUUCGCCAUUGCUAUGCGUCAACCCGAAAUCCACAAGCUCCAGUCCACGAUUUUCGAUAUUCUUCCCCUCACAAGCCAUCUAUCACUAUCCGCCACGAAUUUACUCCGUACACCAAAUGACGAUGAGGUUAGCCAAGUCAUGCAGUGGCUUCGUGAUGCUGGAAUCGAGUCUGCACAACAAAAGAACGAUUGGAUCAACGUACAAACUACUGUGCGCCAGGCCGAAGCGCUGCUUCAGACCAAAUUGAGCCACUAUACUUUUGGUGAUAUGGCGCCGGUGCUGCGAACAACGGAGUAUCACGUCCCUGAUGAUCUGGAGAAUGCCAUCGACUUCAUCCACCCACUGACGAACUUUAUGACACCCGAGCAUACAGUGGGAUCCUUUAAGAGAAUGCCUGCUUCUACAAAUGAAAAACGCGAAGACCCCCCUUGCUCGCAGAGUCUCACCCCGAAAUGCAUCCGCCAAAUGUAUAAGGUGAACUACAAGGCGCCGGGAGGCAAGUCCGACGUUCGAUUCGCCAUUGCAGGCUUCCUAGAACAAUACGCCAAUUAUGCAGAUUACGAACAGUUUGCCCAUCAGCUAAUUCCUGAAAUCGCCGCCACGGGCUACAAUUUUAGCGUUGAGCUGGUCCACGGCGGCCAGAACUUGCAAGACUUGAAGAAGUCUGGCAUUGAGGCAUCGCUGGACAUUCAGUACGGUAUGGCUCUGGCAUACCCGGCCAAAGUGACGUUUUUCGCAACUGGUGGACGCGGUGUUCAAUUGGAUGAGAAUGGUAAGGGGCUUCCUGCCGACACUGCCACCAACGAGCCAUUCCUAGAGCUGCUUCAGCACUUUCUCGAUAUGCCAGAUAGCAAGCUGCCCCAUAUCCUUUCCCUCUCCUACGCCGACGAUGAGGUGUCCGUGCCCCGGCCAUACGCGGAGCGUGUCUGCAACAUGAUGGGUAUGCUUACAGGGCGCGGCAUGUCCAUCUUUGGAGGAACCGGCGACGGUGGCGCCAUGGGAGCUCAGAAAUCGACUUGCAAGACCGGCGACGGCACCCACAAGAACAUCACUAUGCCGACGUUCCCUGCAUCGUGCCCUUGGGUCACUUCUGUCGGGGCUACGACAAACGCUGACGGGCCACCUACCGGAGCGAUGCUCAGUGGUGGCGGAUUCUCGCGAUACUUCAAGGUCCCUGAUUGGCAAAAGAAGGAUACAGGUGAUUACAUCAACAAGCUCAACGGACAUCUCAAGGGCUACUACGACCCCAACAUGCGGGGUAUGCCUGAUAUUUCCGCCGUGGGCACCGAGUUUGCCGUCAUCACCGCAAGUGUUGAAGGUUUGAUUGAUGGCACCAGCGCGAGUACACCGGUCAUCGCGUCCCUCAUUGCUCUAGUGAAUGACGCACGCUUUAGAAAGGGCAAGAAGUCCAUUGGUUGGCUAAACCCCAUUCUGUAUUCACCACGAGUGAGAGGCUUGCUGCAGGAUGUGACAACCGGCCAGAGCAAGUCGUGCAACUUUGACGGCUUCAUGCCUGGAGGAUGGCCAGCAAAGGCUGGAUGGGAUGCAAUGACGGGUCUUGGAGUGCCGAAUGAUUUUGGAAAGCUCCUGUCUGCUCUUGUGGACGCUUAAUGUAAUUUUUUAGACAACAAUUGUUUAGAUGUAUAAAUUUUGAAACUAUUCUGAUUCU